UCGUCAGCGUAUAUAAUGAGAUAAUUCGUGAUGCUAUAAAAAAACGGCUGUGGCGAUAUAGUGACGUGGCUGGCAUUUGGACGCACACUUGGUCAAGACAGAAUACGGGACAUGACAUGUGAAUAUAUUAUUAUUAUAUAGAUUUAGUUGAUAAUGACAUCUUGGCAACGGCGGGUUCGUUUUAGUUCAAAUCCGCGAUGACGAGUGUAGUGGCAUAGCGAAUCAUGUUUUUCAGAAGCAAUUGCUUCUGGUUUCUGGGCGGUGGGUCAUUACUCAUAACCGCAUAAAGCCCACAUACACGUUCGCGACGCCACUGGACGGGUGCAUCAUCAGCUGAAGUCAUAUGCACUACAAUGCCUGCGGUGAAAUCCCGACUUUCCAACUUCAUUCUUAUCGGGCCUGCAUAUUUCAGCUCAUUAAAAACUAUUGAGGAAUCCAGUUGGCGGAGCCGGAGGACACUGACCGGAUCUCGAAUUUGGACGAAAUAUAAUUGUGAAUCCAUUGCGAUAUUCUUUAUGGACAUGGAAUUUUACAUUUUGUCCAGACCCAUGGACGACACUAUUGAGCAAAAAUCUUCAUCUUACCACAAUAGUGAAAAUGAUUAGGGCUUUACCACACUUGCCACCACAACAGCGGAUUCCAGAAUUUCCCAAAGACUUCCACAUUCUUGGGGGUUUUCUGGCAAUCACAAGGCUGGCAACUCGAAUGGGCAUACUGAACCGAAUUGUUCAGUUAUUGGACUAUGUUCGACAAUACUGGUUAACAACAGUACGUCCAUCUAGGUUUACUGUUUAUGGUGUAAACAUCUGUACCAAUAAUUAUGUAGAAAGUUUUCACAGCAUGCUAAAGUCCACCAUAGGCCUACAUCCUCCAGUCUGGUCCUUUUACGAUCAAUUACGUUCCAUUGAAAGUAGAGUACGAAGAGAAACCUACAAACAAUCAACGGCCAGAAAGUACGAAGAUCAAAUGUGUCUAGCAGAGACACAAAUAACUGCAUUUUGGCUGAUGUUCAACAAAGCGUAUGCUAUGACACAAUGACAUAUUUAAGAAGUGUUUCCUAGGUACUCAGUGAAAGGAUACAUAAAUAUGUAAAUAGGCCCUUUAGCUAAUGGUUUGUACCACAUA
Molecule: messenger RNA, 1125 nt
Organism: Myzus persicae (green peach aphid)
Lineage: Eukaryota; Metazoa; Arthropoda; Insecta; Hemiptera; Aphididae
Exons: 6
Coding region: 598-1038 (146 amino acids)
Source: RefSeq, a predicted model, not a curated record